AUGGCAACUACCACUGUAAUGCAAAAUUCGCGCGAAAGUGUUAUCGCCCUUGAGGCUCUGCCUCGUUCCCAGUCAGACAUAGGUCCAUCUUCGGAACCCCCCGACAGCUUUCCGAUAUUGGAGAAAUGGAAUCAACCCCGUGUCAAUGUUAGUCGGACUUUUGCAACACUCUGGUCAUUCCUGGUAAUGGGUGCGAAUGAUGCAGCCUAUGGUGCUCUAAUUCCAUAUCUGGAAUCAUACUACCAUCUAUCAUAUACGAUCGUAUCUCUCGUUUUCUUGUCGCCUCUGGUAGGUUAUACACUCGCCGCGUUUCUCAAUCACCGCAUCCACUAUACACUAGGUCAGCGCGGUGUGGCCAUUAUCGGACCAGCUUGUCAUCUUAUUGCCUAUGUUAUCAACUGCGUUCACCCCCCGUACCCGGUGCUGGUGGUUGCGUUCAUCUUUGCAGGAUUGGGAAAUGGCCUAGAGGAUGCUGCAUGGAAUGCAUGGAUGGGUAACAUGGCCAAUGCAAAUGAGCUAUUGGGAGUGUUGCAUGGCGUCUAUGGAGCCGGUGCCGUUCUGAGUCCUUUGAUCGCAACCUCCAUGAUUGCCAAGGGUGGUCUGCCGUGGUAUUACUUUUAUUAUGUCAUGGUCGGAUGUGCGGCUAUCGAAUUGGUGGUUUCUGGCACAUGCUUCUGGAAAUCAACUGCCGCCGAUUUCCGCGCGUCCACUGCACCAUCAGCGGAUGAGACUAAAAAAGGUGGCUUGAGAGAUGCACUCUUCAAGCGCCCGGCCGCCCGGGUAACCUGGCUCUGCGCAUUGUUCUUGCUGGGAUACGUUGGAGUAGAAGUUGCGCUGGGAGGCUGGAUUGUUACCUUUAUGAUCCGAGUUCGACAAGGUAGUGCGUUUGCUAGCGGAAUGACGGCCACUGGGUUUUGGCUAGGUAUCACGGUGGGACGGGUGAUUUUGGGGUUCGUGACACCCCGCGUCGGCGAGAAAGUCGCAGUUUCGGUAUACAUUGUUUGCUCCAUGGGAUUUGCUUUGAUUCUAUGGCUUGUGCCUCAGUUUUAUGCGUCGGCGGUGGCAGUGUCGCUGCAAGGCUUUUUCUUGGGCCCCCUUUUCCCAGGGGCAGUUGUAAUGGUUACCAAGCUACUUCCUCGGCAUUUGCAUGUAACCUCAAUAGGGUUUGUCGCUGCCUUUGGGGGUAGCGGGGCCGCCAUUCUCCCCUUUGCGGUUGGUGUGCUUGCACAAGCUAAGGGAGUUAAAGUGCUGCAGCCAUUUAUCGUGGCCUUGUCUGGUGCCAUUCUCAUCACGUGGCUGGGAUUGCCGCGGGUGUCCAAGGUCAGACAUGAUUAA
Molecule: messenger RNA, 1335 nt
Organism: Penicillium griseofulvum
Lineage: Eukaryota; Fungi; Ascomycota; Eurotiomycetes; Eurotiales; Aspergillaceae
Product: Major facilitator superfamily domain, general substrate transporter
Exons: 5
Coding region: 1-1335 (444 amino acids)
Biological process (GO): transmembrane transport
Cellular component (GO): membrane
Molecular function (GO): transmembrane transporter activity
Source: RefSeq, a predicted model, not a curated record